AUGUACAAGCAACCUGAGAAACUCCAGGUGCUACUGUCACCACUAAAGAAAACUGAGGUGUUCAACAAACAAGCUGGUAACCGCAAACGUGGCCCAUCAAGUUCGACACUAUUGACUAUGUCUCUUCCUUCUAAAUAUCUUGGUGUCUCCAUCCUUCUCCGCCUCCACACUGCCUCCCGUUUGCCCGCGCCCGCCUCUACCUGCCUCCCGCCUGCCCUGCUCCCCGCCUCUACACUGCCUCCCGCCUGCCCCAGCGCCCCCUCUACACUGCCUCCCGCCUGCCCACAGCUCCCCGCCUCCCCCUGCCUCCCGUCUGCCCCAGCCCCCCGUCCACACUGCCUCCUGCCUGCCCACAGCUCCCUGUCUCCAAACUGCCUCCCUGCUCUAAACUGCCUCCCGUCUGCCCACAGCUCCCGCCUCCCACUGCCUCCCGUCUGCCCACACUCACCUGCCUCCCCUGCCUCCCUUGCCCCAGCCCCGCCUCACACUGCCUCCCGCCUGCCCCAGCUCCCCGCCUCCCCCCUGCCUCCCCGUCUGCCCACAGCCCCCCGUCUCCACACUGCCUCCUGCCUGCCCACAGCUCCCUGUCUCCAAACUGCCUCCGUCUGCCCCAGCUCCCGCCUCCCACACUGCCUCCUCCCUCUCCCGUCUGCCCCAGCUCCACAGCCUCCACACUGCCUCCCGUCUGCCCCAGCUCCCGCCUCCACCUGCCUCCCGUUUGCCCCUGAGCGCCCCGCCUCUACACUGCCUCCCGCCUGCCCACAGCUCCCCGCCUCCCCCCUGCCUCCCGUCUGCCCCAGCUCCCCGUCUCCCCCUGUCUCCUGCCUGCCCCAGCUCCCUGUCUCCAACUGCCUCCCGCCUGCCCACUGCUCCCCGCCUCCCCUGCCUGCCUGCUCCCGUCUUCCCCCCUGCCUCCGCCUGCCCACAGCUCCCGCCCUACACUGCCCCCGCCUGCCCACAGCUCCCCGUCUCCACACUGCCUCCCGCCUGCCCACAGCUCCCCCGUCCCCACUGCCCCGCCUGCCCACAGCUCCCCCGUCUCCACACUGCCUCCCGCCUGCCCACAGCUCCCCCCGCACACCCUCCCGUCUGCCCACAGCUCACAGCCUCCACACUGCCUCCUGCCUGCCCACAGCUCCCCGUCUCCACAUUGCCUUCCGCCUCCCUAUUCGGCAAACACGUCAGUUGCUUUUUGAGCCUUAA
Messenger RNA from Homarus americanus (American lobster), 1203 nucleotides. Its product is annotated as vegetative cell wall protein gp1-like. The transcript has 2 exons. NCBI's taxonomy places the organism in Eukaryota, Metazoa, Arthropoda, Malacostraca, Decapoda, Nephropidae. The record is from RefSeq and is a predicted model, not a curated record. The coding region runs from base 1 to 1203 and encodes 400 amino acids.